Paracoccidioides brasiliensis Pb18 is the source of this 1248-nucleotide messenger RNA. RefSeq lists its product as uncharacterized. Gene Ontology annotation, biological process: autophagosome assembly. Gene Ontology annotation, cellular component: phagophore assembly site. The record is from RefSeq and is a predicted model, not a curated record. Bases 1 to 1248 code for a protein of 415 amino acids. The transcript has 6 exons.
AUGGGCCCUCCGCCUGCAGAAAUGGAUCCACAUUUCACUGUUUUUAUAAGACUACCAUUUCCAAGAGGAGACUUUGUUGAUCCUCCCCCAGUAGAAUGGAGCGUCGCCAAGGAUCAUGCGUUGUGGGAUAUUCUGUCACGACCCUCAAAGGGCAAUGACAUUGACUUAUAUAGGGCGGAACAUUUUAACGUGACACUACCAUUCCUUCUUCAACAAGCGGCAUGGCUCUAUGACCGCCAGCUCUCUCAGGUUCGGGCUCAAAUACAAAAAGUUGGAAAUCCUCAUUCGGCUUCAAACUCACCUGCUCCCGCAUCCAUAUCUGGGAGCGGUGGCAUUGGCGGCCAACCGAUGAAGCGAGGAGGAAGCAGUAAUUCAAGAGUACCAUCAAGAUUAUCGAUAUGCCCAAAGGAAGGUCAUGCAAUGAAACCGGAUCCAAGUGCGCCGCCUCCUACUCCAAACAAAUCUAAAGGUUUUCUGCCAUGCCCAAAUUUACCCACAGCAGGUACAAGAGCUCAAUCACCCCGACCACCCGGUACUGAUUCCAUCAUUCGUAUUCAACCAAAGUUCAAAAAGGAGACCAACGCCGUUUCCUCACCACUAACAUCACCGCCCUUAGGCCAGGCAAUCUCGGAGCCAGCUAGCCUGUCUUCGUCAUCCUCCUCCUCUGUCUCUGGAGAGGAAGAAGCAGCAAGACGAGGACCGCCAUUCAAGAGAUUUGGUAGAUUCUCCGUUCAAAAGGGAAGCAAUAGCGUUGACGAGGAUGAAGACGACUCGCCGGCAUUUUUGCCAUUAAGUACGCGUAAUAUGCCCUCUACAGAAGACGCUGGGCACGACCCGAGUGCAACUCUUCGUCUGCAGCUAGAAAGGCCCCGGCUUCCACACACGCAUUCAGAAGUAACAACACUACCAUUAGCGAAGGCCUCUACAAUCGAUUCUUCAACCAGCUUGGGAAGCUCAGGACUCGCCAGCGGUACUGCAGCGAAUGAACGAGCUCAACCACUCCGCCAUCCUGCAUCUCUCAGCCCGAGAAGGGCAGCAGAGCUAUCCAGACUUAGUCCUCGUCGACGCACAGGUGGUCAGGAGGGAAGUGAUGAAACCCCAAGCAUGGGUAGCAGCUUCAGUGACUUGGACGAUGCCAGCUUAACUCAGUCUGCGCUUGAAGAAGCACUCCUAAGCACGAUGCAGCGGGGCGGGGUUGCAAGCCGGAUGAGCACCAUCAGCCAGGCACUCAAAAGUAGAUAUUUGUGA